Colossoma macropomum (tambaqui) is the source of this 809-nucleotide messenger RNA. It is a transcript of the gene gcgb, whose product is annotated as glucagon b. NCBI's taxonomy places the organism in Eukaryota, Metazoa, Chordata, Actinopteri, Characiformes, Serrasalmidae. The transcript is spliced from 4 exons. Gene Ontology annotation, cellular component: extracellular region. Gene Ontology annotation, molecular function: glucagon receptor binding; hormone activity. The coding region runs from base 113 to 475 and encodes 120 amino acids. Gene Ontology annotation, biological process: response to starvation. The record is from RefSeq and is a predicted model, not a curated record.
AGCAGGCAGGGACCAGGAACGCACUCCUGGGAGCCAGAUAAGAAACCAGUAGACACCAGCACGCUCUCACUUCCUCUGCUUUCUUCCUCUAAACGACCACUCAGUCUACAGAAUGAAGGGCAUUUUUUCUUUGACUGGACUCCUACUCCUCAUCGUUGUGCAGAGCAGCUGGCAGAUUCCCACUCAAGACACGGAGGAGAACUCCAGUGUGAUUUUAGAGGACACGCUAUUCAACGAUCCAGCAAAUAUGAAGAGGCACUCAGAAGGAACGUUCUCAAACGAUUACAGCAAAUAUCUGGAGACAAGAAGAGCCCAGGACUUCGUACAGUGGCUGAUGAACUCAAAGAGGAGUGGUACCCAAACAAGACGGCAUGCAGACGGCACUUACACCAGUGAUGUGAGCUCCUACCUGCAGGACCAGGCAGCUAAAGAGUUUGUGUCCUGGUUGAAAACAGGGAGAGGAAGAAGAGAGUAAGACGCUCCAUUCAGCAAAAGAGAGAAGCAAUUCAUUCCUUUCAUCCUGAAAACUGAAAGACACAGAGAGCGAGAGUGAGAGAGAGACAUUCUGCUAGUCCUGCUCAACCAUCUUAUUCCUUUAUAUCAUGUUUUAUAAAAAAAAAGCUGUGUCAUCUUUUCCCUAAAAUGAGCAAAUAAACCUUUGCUGAAACUAAGCACUGUGACUGUACGCUGGACUGGGUUUAGUGUGUUGUCUAACUUUGAAUCCCAAAGUGAUUAAUAGAAUAUGAUUCAUAUAGAAUGAUUCAGUAUAUUUUGAACCCUAGAUGCUUUAACCUUUGAUUUCAUAAACA